Paramecium sonneborni is the source of this 1324-nucleotide messenger RNA. NCBI's taxonomy places the organism in Eukaryota, Ciliophora, Oligohymenophorea, Peniculida, Parameciidae. The record is from the annotation of a GenBank genome assembly.
AUGUUAUCAUCAAUAGAAUACUAAAGAUUUACUCAAACUCAACUAUCUGAAGAUCAAUCAAAUUUUGAUACGAGUAUAAAUUUUGAAUCUCAUUAAAGCAAAAUUAAUUCAUAGAGUAUUAGAAAUGUCUAAAUUAGAGAAGUUUACUUGUACUAUUUAAAAUCUUAGAUUGAAUACUCAAAAUUAGUUAUAACUAAAUUCUUUAUACUCAAACAAGCAUUUUAAACUUAACCAUGAAUAUAUCUAAUUUCCACUUUUAAAAUCUUAAAUUAUUUCAAGAACACUCUCAAAUCAUAAACUAAUUAUGAAAUAAACAAAUAAAUUACAUAAAAGUCAUAGUUAAAUCGAAGCUCUGUAAUUCCCAAGUAAAUUUACUAAAAUUCGAAGAAAAAGUGGUUGUGAAAUCCUUAGUGACAAAUAAGUAUCUUAAAUUUCAUAUUUCAAGGUUAGACUUGCAACUCUUUAUCCAAAUACAUAUAUAGCAUUUCAUUAGUUAUAAAAAUAAAACAAAAGAAAUGAAAUGAGAAAGAAAACUAUAUUUAAAAGAAUGUCAAGUAUUUUAAUUAAACAUUCAAAUAAUAUUAAAUCUUAAACUAGUAAUAGACUAUCCUAAUAGAUUAUUUAAGAUGAAAUUCCUACCAAAUUGGAUGAAUAAUCAUCUAAAAUAAUUCUAAAGUAAUUCUAAUAAUAAAUUGGAUGCUUUAAAGAAAUUUAAGAUUUAUUUUCAAAUAUGGAGAUUCACAAAAACUACAAUUAUUAUAAGAAAAACUAAAAAAAUAUUCUUAGUCUCUAAAUAAUUCUCCUGUUGUUAACAGAAAUAUCAAAAAAUAAUCAACAGAAAGAAAUUUUGAGUAAUAAAAAGUUGUAUUAGAUGUAAGUAAGAAAAAACGAAAAACAUUUACCUCUAUUCAAAAUUAUAUUAAUGGACAUUCAUAAAUUAACUAAGCUAAAUCAGUUGGUUUUAUAUAGAAAUAAAUUCAUUUUCAAUAUCAAAAUUUACAAAGCCUUACAGAAACAGAAACUUCAUCGCCUAUCAAAAUAACCCAAACUGUUCUUAAUUUUACUCAUAUCAAAUCUCUAUCAAAUUUGCCUGAUAUAAAAGAAGCAUAAACUAAUAGAUAAAAUAAUAAUAGACUCUAUUAGAUAGCUUAAAAAGCCAAAAAUGUGUAUAUAUUUAGUCCUUUAAAAACGAAAUAAGUUUUAAAUAAAAUAGAGUAGUGAUUGUUCUUUAUACUAAUUAACAUUUUUUGAUAUCUCAUAAUUUUAUUAUUACAAUAUUUUAAGACUUUCUAUUAAUAUUGGUUUAUGUUUAUAAAAUAGUUGA